Molecule: messenger RNA, 714 nt
Organism: Lathyrus sativus (Indian pea)
Lineage: Eukaryota; Viridiplantae; Streptophyta; Magnoliopsida; Fabales; Fabaceae
Source: the annotation of a GenBank genome assembly
AUGGCUGAAGAAGAGCAUUUUGAUGCAUCUGCAUCAGCAUCCGAGCCGGUUGGAUAUCCAGGACGACCGUAUGAUACAUCUCUGUUAGUUAAGUACGAACAGCAUGUCGCAUACCGUAUAUGGUUCGAUGAGAGAGGGUCGAAGAAAGAGUUAAAGGUGGCGGGGCAUGGGUUGAAGUUGACUCAGAGGGUUCCACUACAGCUACCCAGAGAGAUGGAUAGCUGGAUAUCUAGGUCUAGUCUAGCUUCACUCCAGAGAACCAGUUUAACAAAGAUAGACACAAACCUAGUUUCCGCUUUUGCAGAGAGGUGGCAUCUAGAGACAUCUUCAUUUCACAUGCCGUUUGGUGAGAUGACGAUUACUCUAGAUGACGUAUCUUGCCUGCUUCACUUGCUCAUCAGGGGAGUCUUCUGGAGCCCUCAAGAUAUCAGUGAAGCGCUUGUUGUUGAGUGGGCUGUUGAUUAUUUAGGAGUGUCACAGAGAAUAACACAACAACAAGUCCGUGAGUGCAGGGGUUCCUACUAUAAGUUGGAGUGGUUAUAUGAUCGGUUCGUAGAGCACAUAGCUGCAUCUCGAUGGGAUUAUGCCACUAGAGCUUAUUUGCUGAUGUUAGUUGUCGCUACUGCGAAAAACAACCGGCGGAAAAAACAGAAGAGUCGCCACUUUCGUUAUUUAUCCCAAAGAGAGGGAAAGGAAACGAUCGCAAAAACCUAA